Messenger RNA from Pyrus x bretschneideri (Chinese white pear), 930 nucleotides. Its product is annotated as 2-hydroxy-palmitic acid dioxygenase mpo1-like. Lineage: Eukaryota; Viridiplantae; Streptophyta; Magnoliopsida; Rosales; Rosaceae. The transcript has 4 exons. The coding region runs from base 128 to 727 and encodes 199 amino acids. The record is from RefSeq and is a predicted model, not a curated record. Gene Ontology annotation, cellular component: endoplasmic reticulum. Gene Ontology annotation, biological process: sphingoid catabolic process.
UUAUACGAAAAAGCAUCUUACUUUUCCUUCUUAACGAGCUAAAGAAAUCGCCAUCACCCUUCACCCAUAAAAAUUUUCCCGAGAAAAUUCUCAACAGAAGUCCUAAUUUUCUCGGGAAAAUUUUCAAAUGGGGAAGACCGGCCUGUUCGAUCUCGAAAAGCACUUUGCUUUCUACGGAGCUUACCACAGCAACCCAGUCAACAUAGCGAUUCACAUGCUCUUCGUCUGGCCAAUACUUUUCACCUUUCUGCUCAUCUUCUACUUCACGCCCUCGCUGCUGGGUUUUGCGGUUUCGGUGUUUGGGAACGACGUCGCUAUUCCUUUCAACAUCGGCUUGCUGUUGACUAUAAUCUAUUCGGUGUUCUACAUCUGUUUGGACGCAAAAGCUGGCUCCUUGGGUGCUCUGCUCUGUGUAAUUUGUUGGGUUGGUAGCUGUUUCCUUGGAACCCUACUCGGAUUUUCCAUCUCUUGGAAGGUUGUUCUUGUGACUCAGAUUGUGUGUUGGACUGGACAAUUUAUUGGCCAUGGGGCCUUUGAGAAAAGGGCACCAGCUUUGUUGGACAAUCUAGCACAGGCCUUUAUAAUGGCUCCCUUCUUUGUUCUGUUGGAGGCUCUGCAAAUGUUCUUCGGCUACGAGCCCUACCCCGGGUUUCAAGCAAUUGUUCAGGCAAAGAUUGAUGCUGAAAUCAGUGAAUGGCAAGAGAAGAAGAAGAAACUGAUAUCCUAAUCUGUAAUUGGAUUUACUUUCACUGUAAUAUCUGGGAGUGGUUAAAGUAAUUUGAAAGUUUUUAUCUGGUAUAUAGUGUAAACAUGUGACUUGGAAGCUUUGAGAUAUAUAUAGCACAUGAACUUUUGGGAAGGACAUUUAAUGGGAAGCUAUUUAUGUCAGUUGCGACAUGAUGUAUUCAAAUAAAAUUAAGUUCUCCCUUU